Patella vulgata (common limpet) is the source of this 1839-nucleotide messenger RNA. RefSeq names its product endoglucanase E-4. Lineage: Eukaryota; Metazoa; Mollusca; Gastropoda; Patellidae. The record is from RefSeq and is a predicted model, not a curated record. Bases 39 to 1799 code for a protein of 586 amino acids. Gene Ontology annotation, biological process: carbohydrate metabolic process. The transcript has 11 exons. Gene Ontology annotation, molecular function: hydrolase activity, hydrolyzing O-glycosyl compounds; carbohydrate binding.
UUGUAAAACGGAGAAGAUAGUUUUUGAAGACAGUCAAGAUGUUGUGUCUGCUGAUGUUAACGUUUCUCGCGGGAUGUUUAGCAGAAGAUAUCACAACUAAAAUGACACUGAAGCAACACUGGGACGAUAAUUUUGAAGGCGAGCUUUGUUUUGCUUUAACGGGUCAUAUUGUUGGCUGGGAAGUUGAUGUUAGUUUUGAUUCUCCAGUAAAGCAUAUUCAGCAAUGGGACGCUGACUGGAUUGAAAAACCCUCCGAUAGUGAAUGCUUGACCACUAUAAAAUGGGUUAAUAAAAACUAUAAAGGUAUACAUGAGAAGGGCGAAAACUUCUGCCUAAAGUUCAUGGGUAAUACCUGCGGAAAAGGCACGCCUUCUGCAACUGCGACUCUGGUAGAUUUGACUGAUGACCACCAGACCCUACCACCAUUAGUCACAAAAUCGGGCGCCCAAGCAACUAAGUAUAAUUAUGCCGAUGUUAUGAUGAAAUCUAUUAUGUUCUACGAAGCACAAAGAUCUGGUAAACUUCCGACUGAUAACCGAAUACCAUGGAGAGCCGAUUCAGCUCUAGGCGACAAAGGAUCUGGCGGUGAAGAUUUAACUGGAGGGUGGUAUGACGCUGGAGAUAAUGUUAAGUUUAAUUUUCCAAUGGCUUGGAGUACAACGGUUUUAACCUGGGGUUUAAUCCAAUACAAAGAUGCCUAUGACAGUGCCGGACAAUUAGACAAUAUGUACAAAUCAAUUAAAUGGCCCCUUGAUUAUCUCAUCAAAUGUCACACCAAGAAAGAAGAACUGUAUGUACAGGUAGGAGACGGUGGUAUUGAUCAUGGAAGUUGGACUAGCCCGGAACGUAUGACUGGAAACAGACCAGCAUUUAAAGUGGAUGCAUCAUCUCCUGGUUCUGAUGUCGUCAUGGAAACUGCUGCUGCAAUGGCUGCUGGUUCUAUUGCCUUUAAAGACAGGGAUAGUGCCUAUUCUGCUACUCUGUUGAGUCAUGCUAAAGAAUUAUAUGAAUUGGGUAAAGCUCACCCUGGUUUCUACAGCUCCAGUGUUAAUGCCGCUGCAGCUUACUAUAAAUCUCAGAAUUACAGUGAUGAAAACAGCUGGGGUGCUAUCUGGUUAUAUAAAGCUACACAAGAUAAGACAUAUCUUGCUGAUGCUGAAGCUGCUCACUUGCCCGGUGAAUCGUGGGGAUUCUCCUGGGACGAAAAGAUAGGCGGAGCAAAUACAUUGUUAUAUGAAGCGACCAAGAAGGAUAUUUAUAAACAAGAUAUGGUUGCCACAAUGACAGCUUGGAUGCCAGGAGGAAGUGUACCUUACACUCCCAAAUGUUUAGCUUUCAGACUACAGUGGGGAGCAUUACGGUAUGCCUCAAACACUGCGUUCCUGGCUUUAGUUGCAGCUGACCUGGGCGUUAACCCAGGUGUAUACAGGAAGUGGGCAAUGAGUCAAUUACAUUAUGCUCUUGGUGAUGCCGGUAGAAGUUUUGUUAUAGGCUUCGGAACAAACCCACCUAAAAACCCACAUCACAGAGGGAGUUCAUGUCCUCUUCUCCCAGCCCCAUGUGGUUGGGAAGAACAGCAGAACAAAGGACACAAUCCACAUACACUAUACGGCGCUUUGGUUGGAGGACCUGGGUCAUCUGAUGAUUAUACUGACAAUAGAGAGGAUUACGUACACAAUGAAGUAGCGUGUGAUUAUAAUGCAGGUUUCCAAUCUGCUAUAGCAGGUUUACAGCAUCUAGCAAUUACACAGAAAUUACCAACCAGCUACAAUACCUGUGGUGGCGGUUCAGGAAGAUAAACACAAUGCUAAUGUCAUAAAUGUACAGUCCAAAAUAUAA